Messenger RNA from Amoebophrya sp. A25, 1050 nucleotides. Lineage: Eukaryota; Dinophyceae; Syndiniales; Amoebophryaceae. The record is from the annotation of a GenBank genome assembly.
GAAAAUUCUAAACCAUGUUUAGGCACAACUAGAGAAUACAUAGGCUUAACACGUCGUGGAAAGAAAGUGAUUUCGAAGAAAAAGGAUGACGAUGAGUCAUGAUCUCUCAUCUGCUAAGAAAGCACAGGAGCAGGGUGCGUAUCGUUCAGGUGAUGACGUCGUGAUCAAAGGUGCUCUGCGAAGUAGCGGCGGCGAAGAGGGCAUCAGGCGGAAGAGCAUACCAGGAUCGUCCACGGCUCAGGAUGAAGCUGCGGUUAUCGCUCGUAGUGGAAGUCAGGUAUCGCUGAACGAUACGGCGGCCCCUCCUGUAGGUAGCGACGGCCGACGACGCUUAUCUCAAGGGGAGACGCAGCAACCGGAUCGACACAAUCGGUCAAGUCGACCUCCACAGGGCGCGCCCGAGCGGAAUGGAAUGUGGGUCGUUGAAGAUGUCGUUGAAUUCAGAGGCGAUCACGUCCUACGAGAGGACACGACCAUUAUGGGUCAACUUGAAUAUGAUGCCGGCAAUUUUCAGCUCAUUUUGUCAACAGCCUCCUUGUUCUCCCUCGAAGAAAAAUUUCCAAUAGGACGAUGUGAAUAUUCUGACGUUGGUUAGUGUUUUGUGUGAAAAUGAUACAUGCACUACGGUGUGUCGUGUGUAUCAUCUUCAUAUACUUCUAGCUCUAAUGUCGCACGUUAUUUUGCGGACACCAACCAGGGAGCGCUGUCACUGACGUGCUUCCUGCAGACAUGUCUUGCCGGAGGGGGAAAUCGUGGCCCCAGGCCUUAGUGGAGUCGUAUUGCUGAACUUAUAGCAUGUACAUCUCAUAAUAUCAUGUACAAUUUUUUGCUGCAGACGCAUCUUAUGAAAUAGAAGAGUCGAGUUGUAUUCACACAUUCAUAUUAAAACCGACGUGCUGUUGAUGUUGUGCCUUGUGCAAAAACAUGAACUUUCGAAACAAAAGACCACCUAUGAUCAUUGAGUGUUGUAUUUUCGUAUAUUGGGGAACAUCAAGAAACAUAAAUAGAAGGAGGCGCUGCGAUAGGCGUCGAUUAUAGCUCAUUUUUCUU